AUGGCCGCCGUUCAACUCAAGUUCUCCCUCAGGACCUCGUCCAACGUCAAGACCGUUCACCUGGUCGGCUCCUGGGAUAACUACCAGCGCCAGAUCCCACUCUCCGCAGAGGACAAGCCCGGCGCCUGGGUCGGCAAGUUCCGCUUCCAGACCUCAAUGCUGCAACUCGGAGGCCGCUACUGGUACUACUACAUCAUGGACGGCUACCACGUCUCGCACGACCCCGCCGUGGAGUACACCGUCGAGCCCACCACCGGCCGCAAGCUCAACAUCCUCGAUGUCCCCGGCGGCAAGUCCUCCAGCACCAGCACCCGCAAGUCCCGCAGCGCCAACAUCGCCACCGGUCGCGCCCUGUCCCCCUCGCGCAUCCAACACCCCAAGCCCUCAAAGCCCUACGCUUCCCGCCAGCUUCGCGAGGCCGACUUCGCCCCCACCGUCGACGACUUGACCCGCCGCUUCGCCGGCUCCCGUCUGUCCGACGAGUACUCCUACUCCAACUCGCCUCCCAGCUCUGCCGGCUCCAGUCUGUCUUCUCGCUCGUCGGGUUCUACUUCGCCCUCGUCGCUCUCGUCUAUGAGUGACCCGCCCGUCCAGUGCCGCUGUGAGCGCUAUGGUAUUACCCGCAAGGGUGACCGUGUCAAGCUUGACUGUGGUGGUUCCCGCUGUGGUUAUCUGACCGAGUCUUCUGAUGAUAGCUGCUCUGAGUCUGAGUAUGAGAGUGAUGAGGAGUACUGCCGUGCUCGCAAUGCUGCUCGUCGCCAGGGUAUUGUUGUUCGCCGGUAG
Messenger RNA from Penicillium canescens, 783 nucleotides. RefSeq names its product GTP-binding protein EsdC (gene esdC). The record is from RefSeq and is a predicted model, not a curated record. NCBI's taxonomy places the organism in Eukaryota, Fungi, Ascomycota, Eurotiomycetes, Eurotiales, Aspergillaceae. Bases 1 to 783 code for a protein of 260 amino acids. The transcript has a single exon.